This is a messenger RNA of Rotaria sp. Silwood2, 588 nucleotides long. NCBI's taxonomy places the organism in Eukaryota, Metazoa, Rotifera, Eurotatoria, Philodinida, Philodinidae. The record is from the annotation of a GenBank genome assembly.
AUGUUUCUUGUGGCUGGUUACGAAACAACAUCGACUGCACUCACAUGGUUCGUUCAUCUUGUAAGUAAAAAUCCUCGUGUUCAAGCAAAAAUCAAAGCUGAGCUAGGUGACAAUAAAUCUCAACGUCUGUCUAUUGAACAGCUCGACUCUCUUGAGUAUUUAAAUUGUGUUAUUGAUGAGACAUUGCGUUUUGCUCCACCUGGAAGUUACACAGUUCGCAAUCUAACUAUCGAUGAUCGACUACCAGGAAGUGGAACCCAAUUAUAUAAAGGUGAUGAAGUUAUGAUUAAUAUUUAUAAUUUAACUCGAGAUAAACGCUAUUGGAAAAUCGAUCCGGAUCUAUUCUAUCCAGAACGAUUUCAAGGUGUAGAUAAAGAUCAUCAUCCGUAUGCAUUAAUUCCAUUCGGUGGUGGUCAUCGACAAUGUGUUGGACAAGAUUUAGCUCGAUUAGAAUUGAAAGCAAUCACAACUAGACUUAUGCAACAUGUAACUUUCGGUGAUGGUGGUCAAGAAGUCAAUGCAGGUGGACACAAACGGGAAUUUACGCUCCAUCCAAAGAAUGUUGGCGUCACUAUUACAUUCGACUAA